Messenger RNA from Thunnus maccoyii (southern bluefin tuna), 7890 nucleotides. Its product is annotated as zonadhesin-like. The transcript is spliced from 23 exons. Lineage: Eukaryota; Metazoa; Chordata; Actinopteri; Scombriformes; Scombridae. Gene Ontology annotation, cellular component: membrane. The annotation marks the transcript as partial. Gene Ontology annotation, molecular function: protein binding. The record is from RefSeq and is a predicted model, not a curated record.
UCAAUCACGUCUCCCACAGGACAUCAGUGCGAAUCUGACACAGAGUUAUGGACAGAUGAAUCCACCCACUGCCUCUGCUCUGCUGGCCAACUCUCCUGCUCUCUCUCCCAGUGCCCUAAGGGCCAAAUCUGUGGUCCUCAAAGAGGAAGCUCCAGGAGGAUUUCCACUUCUGGGACGUGCACUAUACACAGUGACACAGGCUGCAGCACUUUUGAUGGAGUGCUGUUCCGCUUCAUGGCCCCCUGUACCUAUGCACUGGCUAAGACCUGCUCACCCACUGAGACCCUGCCCAUGUUCAGUGUGGAAGUGGUCAAUGAGCAGAAUGGGAACUCAUCUUUGCCAACUGUUCAGCAGGUCGUUGUGGAAAUGGCCAACUUAAGAGUGUUCCUGCUGAAAAGGCAGACACACCGGGUUGUGGUCAAUGGGAUCUGGAAGAAGCUUCCACUGAGCCUCAGCAGCGGCACAGUCAACAUCAAGAGCAACCCGGCUGCUGUUGAACUGGGUACCAGUUUUGGACUUUCUGUUUCAUAUGAUAACGCUGGUGCUGUACAUAUUACGCUGCCAUCCAAUUACUCCGAUAAAGUUUGUGGCUUGUGUGGCAACUUUAACAACCUUGGUGGAGAUGACUUUAAAAAGUCCGAUGGUACAGAUGCCCAUGACGCUACAGAUUUGGCUGAGAGCUGGCAGACCAGGGACACCACCUCCUCCUGCGAAACCAUUCUGGUACCUCACCAGUGUGACCCACUGGAAGAGGCUGAGUAUGCCAGUGAGUUAUACUGUGGAGGCCUCCUCUCUAGUACCGGGCCCUUUGCUGCCUGCCUAUCAGUUCUGGAAGCAGAGAGCUACUUCAGGGCCUGUGUGGCCGGCAUGUGCUCUGCUCAUGGUGACCCAGGGGUGCUAUGUGAGACAAUACAGGUCUACGCUGGUAUCUGCCAGGAGGCUGGAGUCGCCAUGCCCAUAUGGAGGAACUCCACAUUCUGCCCCCUUCAGUGUGGUGCGAACAGCCACUUAAACUCAUGUGCAGAGGGUUGCCCCGACGUGUGCUCCAGUCUGGAUUUAGUUGGGUCCUGUGGAAGCUGUGAGGAAAGAUGCGAGUGUGACUCUGGCUUCAAGCUCAGUGGGGGGAAGUGUGUCCCAGCAGAGGACUGUGGGUGCUGGUAUAAAGGAAAUAACUAUGAGAAAGGAGAAACCUUUGUGGAAGGAGAUUGUAUGCAGCAGUGCCAGUGCAUGGGUAGUAAUAAUGUGCAGUGCACUACAAUGCAAUGCGCAGAUGAUGAGGUCUGUAAGGUCAAGGAUGGCGUCAAAGGCUGCUUCCCUUUCAAGCCUGUCACCUGCAGCGUAUAUGGUGAUCCACACUAUAUCACCUUUGACGGGUUGGCUUAUAACUUUCAAGGGGGAUGCAGUUACACACUGACUACCACGUGUGGAGAUGAAAGCUCAGUCCAGUUCAGUGUGACCGGACACAACAUGCACCCUCCUCUUCAGAACUUCACCCGGUCCAAGCUGGAAGCUGUGACUCUUCAGGUUGAGGAUUUGUACCUCACCCUGAAUCAGAGCGGAGGGGUGAAUAAUAGCCGUGUCCAACUCCCCUAUUCCACCAGUGUUAAUUAUGGCUCAGUAUGGGUUUACGUGAGGAACAGCUAUAUUGUCUUGGAGACAACCUUUGGCCUCAGAAUGAUGAUAGAUGGGCAGAACAGACUGUUCCUGCAGGUGGAUGAGCGCUACAUGUAUGAGCUGUGUGGACUCUGCGGCACCUACUCUAACCAGCAGGAUGAUGACUUCAUAAAACCAGGCCAAAACUAUACUGACCCAUUUGAGUUUGGUGACAGCUGGAGGGUGCCAGACAAUAACGAUUACACCAAGCUGACAACAUGGCAACUCAAAUCCUUCUCCUCCAGGUGUACUGCCUAUCCAAAUGACCCCAGAAUCUGUCAUUAUGAUGAGGAGAAUGAGGCCUACAAUGAGUGUUACACUCUACUGGGGGAAGCCUUCACGCCAUGCCAUGAAACCAUUCACCCAACCAUCUACAUCAAUAGUUGUGUUUAUGACUACUGUGCAACAAGUGGUGACCAGUACACCCUAUGUGAAUCUCUGAAAUCCUAUGCAGCAGCAUGUCAGGUUGCAGGAGUGGAGCUGCCCCACUGGCAGAAUGGCACAGCCUGUGCUGAACCCCCAACCACUGCAACUCCUCCAACAACUUCAACUCCUACCUCUCCAACAUCAGAUCAGACUUGUAAGAGCAUUCAGGGUUGCGAAGGUUUCUCUCAAAACUUCACAAUACUUAUCAUUUCUAUUGUCUUUAUUUGCUUUUCCAUAGUCUGUCCCAUUAACUGCAACUUUGAAAACAAUCUGUGUGGGUGGGAGCAACUCGUACAGGACAGUUUUGAUUGGACAAGACAUUCAGGUCCCACUCCGUCAGGCCUAAGUGGGCCGAACCAAGACCACACCACUGGGGCGGGCUUCUACAUAUACACUGAGGGAAACAGUGUAACCCAUGGAGACUCAGCCCGUCUGUUGAGCUCACAGUGCCAUUAUAGUGGCCCACUCUGCCUGCGCUUCUGGUACCAUAUGUAUGGUUCAGCCACAGCCAUGGCCCUCAACAUCUACCUGCUCAAAGACAAUAAAGCUACCAAGCUUUGGUCCAUGAUGAAUGACCAAGGACCAGAAUGGCAUCCAGGCGAUAUAGAUAUCAGAGACUCUGGUCCUUUCCAAAUCAUAGUAGAGGGAAUUCGAGGCUCUAAUGCUCUAUCAGAUGUGGCCAUAGAUGACAUGUCCAUCCACUUUGGCUCAUGCUCAGGUGAUGCUGAACUCUUACAAACAGGACAAAAAAAACAUUAUACAUUAACUUUUUUUGUCAUUGUGACAUUUCUAAUGGUGUUCAAAUUCUGCAAUCUCGACUGUAACUUCGAUAGCAACCUUUGCAGCUGGGAUCAGAUGAUCACAGAUGCUUUUGACUGGACGUGGCAGAGUGGUUCUACACCCACCCUGAUGACUGGACCCUCUGCUGACCACACUGGUGAUGGUCACUAUCUUUACAUUGAGGCCAGCAGUGUUACACAUGGUGACACGGCUCGUCUAAUGAGCUCAGAGUGCUCAGUCUCUGGUCCUCAGUGUCUGCAGUUCUGGUACCAUAUGCACGGCUCAGCCGAUACAAUGGGCCUCCAUGUCUAUUUGCUUCAGGACAGAAAGGCUGAUGCUGUUUGGUGGAAGACGAAUACUCAAGGAAAUAUGUGGCACCUGGCUCAGGUGGACUUGACAACAACUGGAUCUUUCCAGAAUAUUAACAUGAAGAGACUUCUUACUAAUAAUAUCAAAUCAAUUGUUUUUCCUCAGAUCAUCAUUGAAGGGCGCAGAGGCUCCAAUGAAGAGUCCGAUGUGGCCAUAGAUGAUGUAAAGGUUUAUCAUGGCCGUUGCUCAGAUAUCGGUGAUACUGGUGUAAUUCCUCCUAAACCUGAUGGAAACACCACAGCUCCUCCAAGUGUCCCUGUCACAACCACUGCAGCUCCAGAGCCUCCUGUUGUCAAUACUACUGCUCAGUUCCCUGUAGCAACUGUAACCAUACCUCCAGAAGCGACAACCAACUUCAUUGAUGAGGACAAUGUUAGUGAAGUUCCAGAUAACAUACCACCACCACACCCUGUAUGCAAGCUUCACUGUAAUUUUGAACAAGAUCUUUGUCAGUGGAGUCAAUUGCUCACUGAUGUUUUUGACUGGACAAGACAUCGUGGCUCAACUCCUACUAUGAUGACCGGGCCUUCUUCAGAUCACACCACAGGAGAUGGCUACUAUCUUUACAUCGAAGCCAACACUGUGACACAUGGAGACACAGCUCGUCUCAUCAGCUCUGAGUGUUUGGAUUCUGGUCCUCAGUGUCUGCAGUUCUGGUACCAUAUGUACGGCUCAGCUGAUACAAUGGGCCUCCAUGUAUACUUGCUCCAAGACAGAAAGGCUGAUGCUGUUUGGUGGAAGAGGAAUGAUCAAGGAAAUAUGUGGCACCUGGCUCAAGUGGACUUGACAACAACUGGCUCUUUUCAGAUCAUUUUUGAGGGGCGAAGAGGUUCCAAUUAUCAGUCUGAUGUGGCCAUAGAUGAUGUAUCACUUCAUCAGGGGCACUGUGCAGACCUUGUUCAACGAACAACCCUUGCUCCCAUAACCUCUAAUCCAGUUACAACAGAGGGUCCUGAUACUCCUGCAUCCAGCAGUUCAAAUUCUACACAACCACUGACAUCAACUACACCAGAGCCACAGCCACCAUCAACAACUACAUUUACAACAACAACUGCCACAACAGCAGCUGCAACUGCCUGUGAUACACAAACCCCGACAAGACCUGAUGUCCCAACAGCAGCAAGCACACAGCAACCAAUAACAUCAAGACCACUAACUACAGCUACUACUGGACCCCAAACCACAGCUGAACCACCCCCACAAACAACAGUUAGACCACCAACCACAGUUAGACCACAACCACCAACUGAAACUGAACCAUCCCCACAAACAACAGUUAGACCACAACCUCCAACUGAAACUGAACCACAGCCACAAACAACAGUUAGACCACAACCACCAACCACAGUUAGACCACAGCCUCCAACUGAAACUCAACCACAGCCACAAACAACAGUUAGACCACAGCCUCCAACUGAAACUGAACCAUCCCCACAAACAACAGUUAGACCACAACCUCCUACUGAAACUGAACCACUGCCACAAACAACAAUUAGACCACAACCUCCAACUGAAACUGAACCACAACCAUCAACCACAGUUAGACCACAGCCUCCAACUGAAACUCAGCCACAGCCACAAACAACAGUUAGACCACAACCUCCAACUGAAAUUCAACCACAGCCACAAACAACAGUUAGACCACAACCUCCAACUGAAACUCAACCACUGCCACAAACAACAGUUAGACCACAACCUCCUACUGAAACUGAACCAUCCCCACAAACAACAGUUAGACCACAACCUCCAACUGAAACUGAACCAUCCCCACAAACAACAGUUAGACCACAACCUCCAACUGAGACUGAACCAUCCCCACAAACAACAGUUAGACCACAACCACCAACUGAAACUGAACCAUCCCCACAAACAACAGUUAGACCACAACCUCCAACUGAAACUGAACCACUGCCACAAACAACAGUUAGACCACAACCUCCGACUGAAACUGAACCACAGCCACAAACAACAGUUAGUCCACAACCUCCAACUGAAACUGAACCAUCCCCACAAACAACAGUUAGACCACAACCUCCAACUGAAACUGAUCCACUGCCACAAACAACAGUUAGACCACAACCUCCAACUGAAACUGAACCACAGCCACAAACAACAUUUAGACCACAACCUCCAACUGAAACUGAACCAUCCCCACAAACAACAGUUAGACCACAACCUCCAACUGAACAGUUGGAGCCACAAACAACAAUUAGACCACAACCUCCAACUGAAACUGAACCACUGCCACAAACAACAGUUAAACCACAACCUACAACUGAAACUCAGCCACAGCCACAAACAACAGUUAGACCACAAACAACAACCACAGUUAGACCACAGCCUCCAACUGAAACUCAACCACAGCCACAAACAACAGCUAGACCACAACCACCAACUGCAACUCAGCCACAGCCACAAACAACAGUUAGACCACAACCACCAACCACAGUUAGACCACAGCCUCCAACUGAAACUGAACCACUGCCACAAACUACAGUUAGACCACAACCUCCAACUGAAAUUCAACCACAGCCACAAACAACAGUUAGACCACAACCUCCAACUGAAACUGAACCAUCUCCACAAACAACAGUUAGACCACAACCCCCGACUGAAACUCAACCACAGCCACAAACAACAGUUAGACCACAACCUCCAACUGAAACUCAACCACAGCCACAAACAACAGUUAGACCACAACCACCAACUGCAACUCAGCCACAGCCACAAACAACAGUUAGACCACAACCACCAACCACAGUUAGACCACAGCCUCCAACUGAAAUUCAACCACAGCCACAAACAACAGUUAGACCACAACCUCCAACUGAAACUGAACCAUCUCCACAAACAACAGUUAGACCACAACCUCCAACUGAAACUGAACCACAGCCACAAACAACAGUUAGACCACAACCUCCAACUGAAACUGAACCAUCCCCACAAACAACAGUUAGACCACAACCUCCAACUGAAACUAAACCACAGCCACAAACAACAGUUAGACCACAACCUCCAACUGAAACUGAACCACCCCCACAAACAACAGUUAGACCACAACCACCAACUGAAACUCAGCCACAGCCACAAACAACAGUUAGACCACAACCACCUACUGCAACUCAGCCACAGCCACAAACAACAGUUAGACCACAACCACCAACCACAGUUAGACCACAGCCUCCAACUGAAACUGAACCACUGCCACAAACUACAGUUAGACCACAACCUCCGACUGAAAUUCAACCACAACCACCAACCACAGUUAGACCACAACCUCCAACUGAAACUGAACCAUCCCCACAAACAACAGUUAGACCACAACCUCCAACUGAAACUGAACCAUCCCCACAAACAACAGUUAGACCACAACCACCAACUGAAACUCAGCCACAGCCACAAACAACAGUUAGACCACAACCACCAACCACAGUUAGACCACAGCCUCCAACUGAAACUCAACCACAGCCACAAACAACAGCUAGACCACAACCCCCAACUGAGACUCAGCCACAACCACAAACAACAGCUAGACCUCAACCUACAACAACUAUUAAACCACAUCCACCAACAAACAGACCUCACCCUACAACUACAGCUAGACCACAGCCACCAACUACAGCUGUACCAACGCCCUCUUGCCCAGAGAACAGUCAUUACACCACAUGUAUCCCUGCCUGCAGUCCAACCUGUACACAUCUGCAUGGCCCUCCACACUGCAGUGACAAUGAGGCUUGUGUGCCAGGAUGUGCAUGUGAUGAUGGCUAUGUGCUGAAAGAGAGGGUUUGUGUGCCUAUCCAACAGUGUGGAUGUGUGGACAGAGAUGGCCGCAAAUAUCAUUUCAAUGAAGAGUGGUACACCAACCACUGCACUCAGAAAUGUGAAUGUGAGAAACACAAUGGCAUGGGGAGGAUUGACUGUGAUGACGAGGAAGAGUGUCAUGGAAAUGCUGUCUGCCUUCAAAAUGAGGAAGGCCAUUAUUACUGCCAGUCUACAGGCUUUGAUGAGUGUACUAUCAAAGGAGACCCUGAGUACAGAACCUUUGAUAACAUGAAGCAUGAUUUUGACGGUGAGCACUCAUAUGUGCUGGUGCGGACCAACAACUUGCCAAAUAACUUUCCAGAUGUCUACGUACAGGGCAUCAAUACACAGAUCGUAGAUGAUGAAGAUGAUGACGACAGCAGUGAAGAAGACAACAGUCGCAGUGUCAGGGAUGAUGAUGACGAUGAUGACGACGAUGAUGACGAUGAUCAUGAUCAUGAUGAUGACGAUGAUGACAAAGAUGAUGAUGAUGACGACGAAGAGCAUGAGGAGCACCACAGAUUACAAGAGCUUUUGAUCAGAGUGUACAAUCAUACUGUGGAGUUCAAAAAGAAUCGGAGGCUGGUCCUGGACGGAAGGAGAACUAAAACUCCUGUUUCACCAACUGCCGGCCUAAAGAUCCGAAAGCGUUCCUCUCGCAUCUACCUAAAGACCGACUUUGGCUUCUCAGUGGAGUUUGAUGGACACAGUAGAGCAGAAAUCAUUCUCCCACGCAUAUAUAGAAGAAAGGUGGGGGGUCUGUGCGGGAACUUUGAUGGUAGACAGAGGAACGACUGGAUGAAGCCGGAUGGUACCAUGGCCAGGACUGUUCAAGAGUUCGGAGAGAGCUGGAGAGUGUGA